AUGAGAGACAGUAAUAAUAAUAAGGUAGUUGUUGCUGCUAAGGGUAAGAAGAAACAGUCCAAGAAAGGAAUGGGUUCUCUCCGAACAGUCUUCAUGCAUGCCGAUGCUAUCGAUAUAUGUCUUAUGGCUUUGGGGAUUAUUGGUGCUGUUGGUGAUGGUGUCUCUCUGCCUGCAUUGUUCUACGUUAACAGUCUUGUGUUCAAUAGUUUUGGUUCAGCAACUACAGGCAAUUCUUCAUUCUUUGUGAAUGAUAUCAAUAGGAAUGUGUUGAUUCUAAUUUACUUGGCAUGUGCAUGUUAUGUUGUUGCUUUCUUUGAGGGAUAUUGUUGGGCAAGAACAGGAGAGAGACAAGCAACAAGGAUGAGAGCUAGGUAUUUGAAGGCAGUUUUGAGGCAAGACGUGUCUUACUUUGAUCUGAAAGAGGGAAGCAUGACUGAUGUUGUCAGCAGCGUCUCCGACGAUACCCUUGUAAUUCAAGACUUCCUCAGCGAGAAGGUACCAAGAAUAUUAGCAAACUUCGCAGGGUUCGUAGGAUGCUAUGUGGUAGCUUUUGUGCUAAUGUGGAAUCUAGCCAUAGUGGGAUUCCCAUUUAUAGUUCUCCUUAUAGUGCCAGGAUUUGUAUGUGGGAGGAUUAUGAUGAGUUUGGCAACAAAGAUGAGGACAGAGUAUAAUAAGGCUGGUAGCAUUGCUCAGCAGGCCAUAUCUUCUAUAAGGACUGUUUACUCAUUUGUUGGAGAGAACAAGAUCAUGUCUGAGUUCUCUGAAGCACUUCAAGGGUCGGUGGAGUUAGGGUUGAAGCAAGGUUUGGCCAAGGGUUUUGCUAUUGGAAGCAAUGGUAUUAUGAUUUCUAUUUGGGCUUUCAUGGCUUGGUAUGGAAGCACUCUAAUUAUGUAUCAUAAUGCAAAGGGAGGGACUAUUUUUGCUGUUGGCCUCUCAGUCCUCUUCGGUGGCAUGUCUCUAGGCAGUGCCCUAAUGAACAUAAAGUACUUGUCUGAAGCUAUGUCAGCUGGAGACCGUAUAAUGGGGACAAUAAAAAGGGUACCUGAAAUUGAUUCAGAGAACAUGGAAGGUCAAAUUUUGGAGAAUGUAUUGGGGGAAGUUGAAUUCAAAAACAUCGAAUUCGCAUACCCAUCAAGACCAGAGAGCAUAAUCUUCAAAGAUUUAUGUCUGAAAAUACCAGCAGGGAGGACAGUAGCCUUAGUUGGAGGAAGUGGUUCAGGGAAGUCUACAGUAAUCUCUUUAUUGGAGAGGUUUUAUAAUCCACUCGAGGGAGAGAUUCUAGUUGAUGGAGUUGCCAUUAACAAGCUUCAACUCAAAUGGUUUCGAUCUCAGAUGGGUCUAGUGAGCCAAGAACCUGCUCUAUUUGCCACCUCUGUUAAAGAAAACAUACUCUUUGGGAAUGAAGAUGCCACCAUGGAUGAGAUUAUUGCAGCUGCCAAAGCUGCAAAUGCUCACAACUUUGUAUCUCAAUUGCCACAAGGAUAUGAAACCCAGGUAGGUGAGGCAGGACUUCAGAUUUCGGGAGGACAAAAGCAAAGAUUAGCAAUCGCAAGAGCUAUAAUCAAAUCCCCGAAAAUCCUUCUCUUAGAUGAAGCAACAAGUGCAUUAGACUCCGAAUCGGAGAGAAUUGUUCAGGAAGCUCUUGACAAGGUCAUGAUCGGCCGAACGACUAUUGUCGUUGCUCACCGUCUUUCAACAAUUCGAAAUGCCGAUAUGAUUGCUGUAGUCCAGAAUGGUCAGGUUAUGGAAACUGGAACACAUGAAGAGUUGAUGCAAGAUGAGAAUGGAUUGUACACUGCCCUUGUUAGGAAUCAACAAACAGAGACCAAAAGCAAAGAUGAGACCCAAAUAAUGGUUUCUAGUUCAUCUUUACAUCUCUCAAGAGAAGAUGGUAAUAACAGUAGUAGCCGUAGAAGAUCUUCAAUUAAUAAAUCAAUCACUUCUAAUGCUAAGUCCAAAGUAGGAAUGGAAGUGACUCAAGUUGAAGUGAUCAAAGAAGAAGAGAUCCCCAUACCUUCAUUUAGAAGAUUGUUACUUCUAAAUCUUCCAGAGUGGAAACAAGCUGCCAUUGGUUGCACAAGUGCAGCAUUGUAUGGUGCAGUACAACCAGUGCAAUCAUUUUUGAUGGGUAGUAUGAUCUCUGUGUUCUUUUUGACUGAUUAUAAUGAGAUGAAGAUAAAGACUACCGCAUAUGCUUUGGCCUUCGCUGGAUUGGGUUUUUUCUCCAUUCUUGUGAAUGUAUCCCAACAUUACAACUUUGCUGCUAUGGGUGAGAACAUGACCAAAAGGAUUAGAGAGAGAAUGCUAUCUCAAAUUCUUACAUUUGAAGUUGGAUGGUUUGAUCAAGAUACCAACUCUACUGGAGCUGUUUGUUCUAGACUCGCUAAGGAUGCCAAUACGGUGAGAUCAUUGGUAGGGGAUCGAAUGAGUCUUCUCUUACAAUCUUUCUCCUCAGUCGUUGUUGCUUGCACCGUAGGUUUGAUAAUCUCAUGGAAACUAGCAGUUGUCCUAAUAGCCAUUCAACCUCUUCUCGUUGUAAGCCACUACAUACGCCGAGUCUUACUUCAACAAAUGACUAAAAAAGCUCUUAAAACACAAGACGAAAGCAGUAAACUCGCAGCUGAAGCUGUCUCUAACCAUCGAACAAUUACAGUAUUCUCUUCUCAAGAUCGAAUCCUUCGUUUAUUAGCUGAAGCUGAAGAAGGUCCAAGAAAAGAAAGCAUUCGUCAAGCAUGGUUUGCUGGUAUUCUCCUUGGUGCUUCACAAAGCAUGUUAUAUUUCACUAGAGCCUUUGAGUUUUGGUAUGGUGGGCAAUUAUUAUUGAAGGGUGAGGUCACAGCCACAGCUUUCUUUGAAGCCUUUUUCAUCUUAGUAAGUCUUGGGCGUGUUAUAGCUGAUGCAGGUAGCAUGACUAGUGACUUAUCUAAAGGAACUGAAGCUGUGGCUUCAGUAUUUGCUGUAUUGGAUCGAAAAACCCGAAUCGAAACCGAUGACCCGGAAGGUUUCCAACCCGAGAAAUUAACGGGUCAUGUGGAGCUCCGUGAUGUUGAUUUCUCGUACCCGGCUAGACCCGAUGUUGUUAUAUUUAGGGGGUUUUCUAUCAAUAUCCGACCCGGGAAAUCAACCGCGCUGGUGGGUCAUAGUGGGUCCGGGAAAUCAACCAUCAUUGGUUUGAUUGAUAGAUUCUAUGAUCCACUUAAAGGGACGGUUGAGAUUGAUGGGAGGAAUAUCAGGUCAUAUAAUCUAAAGGCUUUGAGGAAACAUAUUGCAUUGGUAAGUCAAGAACCAACAUUAUUUGCAAAGACAAUUAGAGAGAAUAUUCUUUUUGGGAUUUCAGAUCAGACGGUUGGUGAGGCAGAGAUUGUGGAAGCAGCUAAGGCUGCUAACGCUCAUGAUUUCAUUACAGCACUUAAAGAUGGGUAUGAUACGUUUUGUGGAGAGAAAGGGACACAGUUAUCAGGAGGGCAGAAGCAGCGCAUUGCGAUAGCCCGUGCUAUACUGAAAAAUCCAGCAAUUUUGUUGUUGGAUGAAGCAACAAGUGCACUCGAUACACAAUCAGAGAAAGUAGUACAAGAAGCAUUGGAAAGGUUGAUGGUGGGAAGGACUAGUGUGGUUGUGGCUCAUCGAUUGAGUACAAUACAAAACUGUGAUUUGAUUGCUGUGUUGGAUAAAGGCAAGGUGGUAGAAAAAGGGACCCACUCAUCACUUCUUGCUAAGGGGCCCACAAGUGCUUACUACUCCCUUGUUAACAUCCAACGAGCGGCCCAUAUGGACUGAUGUGUCUUCUUGAUGAGAUGA
Telopea speciosissima is the source of this 3798-nucleotide messenger RNA. RefSeq names its product ABC transporter B family member 15-like. Lineage: Eukaryota; Viridiplantae; Streptophyta; Magnoliopsida; Proteales; Proteaceae. Gene Ontology annotation, cellular component: membrane. The record is from RefSeq and is a predicted model, not a curated record. Gene Ontology annotation, molecular function: ABC-type transporter activity; ATP binding; ATP hydrolysis activity. Gene Ontology annotation, biological process: transmembrane transport. Bases 1 to 3777 code for a protein of 1258 amino acids. The transcript is spliced from 7 exons.